AUGACUUCACUUGCAGCAAAAUACAUCAGCCGAAAGGUGUUGGGGGAAUCGGUUGGAAAUAAGUUUGGAUCAGAGGACCUGUACUUUGAAACUGUACCUGCUUCCCGCUUGGACGGUGUACCCUCAAAAAAGAAAGCGCAGAGAAGAAGAAAGGCUAUACCUGCCGGCAUAUCAGAAAAAGAUGCAAAGAUUCUCACCAAAGUCAAGCGCAGGGCUUAUAGACUAGACAUGAGUCUUUUCAAUUGUUGUGGAAUUAGGUUCGGGUGGAGUAGUGUAAUUGGGAUCAUUCCUGUAGUCGGCGACUUUAUCGAUGUAUUCAUGGCGCUCAUGGUACUUCGAACGUGCAAUACAGUUGACGGCGGACUUCCAAACAGUGUUAGAUCCAAGAUGAUGUUUAAUAUCAUGCUCGAUUUCGCCGUCGGUCUCGUACCAUUCGUAGGAGACCUUGUCGAUGCAGUCUUCCGUGCCAAUACCAGAAACGCCCUUGAGCUUGAAAGACAUUUACGUGACAAGGGUGCAAAGAUAUUGAAAGCGAGGGGUGAAGUUCUACCUGCCGUUGAUGUUACCGACCCAGAGGAGUUCGAUCAUUAUGACCAGCAGCUCUCUGACGAAGAACCUCCACGGUACACAUCUGGAACAAAUACAGAGAUUGUCAGCCCCCGUGAGGCAGGUGGACGUAACCGUAACAGUUGGUUCGGUUAUGGCGGUAGCGCAGAGCGAACGAAACAAUCUGAUCCUGAGCGAGGUCGUGGCGAUAGAUCAGAGCGAACGAGACAGCCUAAUUCCGAGCAAGGUCGUCGCGAUGGGCCAAACGUACAAGAGCCUCCACUUCCAGCUCGCCCUAAGAAGGCUCAAAAGAGUGGUAGACGUUAA
Molecule: messenger RNA, 873 nt
Organism: Sclerotinia borealis F-4128
Lineage: Eukaryota; Fungi; Ascomycota; Leotiomycetes; Helotiales; Sclerotiniaceae
Source: the annotation of a GenBank genome assembly